This is a messenger RNA of Chaetomium strumarium, 3660 nucleotides long. RefSeq lists its product as uncharacterized. The record is from RefSeq and is a predicted model, not a curated record. NCBI's taxonomy places the organism in Eukaryota, Fungi, Ascomycota, Sordariomycetes, Sordariales, Chaetomiaceae. Gene Ontology annotation, cellular component: membrane. The transcript is spliced from 4 exons. Bases 1 to 3660 code for a protein of 1219 amino acids.
AUGGGCUCUCGGUCCCGCGACGUUCCGGACGAGGAGCUCUUCCUGAGCCGCCCGAGGCCGGAUACCGAGGACUGCGACAGCCCGACCGUUGAACCGCUGAGAAUAUUCAAGCCCCAAAGUCCAGCAGGCGACAAGACAUCGAAUCGGCCUAGAUACCCCGCCCCGCCGUCAUCGUCAUCUUCGGCAGCGGCGUCAUCGACAUCGGCGCCCAAGCCGAGCAUCGCAUCUCUCCCGCCGUUGCCGUCCUUCCCGUUCGGCGCCUCGAGCUCCGCCGCGCCCCUGCCCUACCCCGACGAUGACGACCGCAAGGCCAAGCCGCAGCCAAAGCCCAGCCGCCUUCCUUACCCCGACGACGAGCCCAGAUUGUCUUCCCCCGCAGGCAGGGUCUACAGUCCCCCGCCCGCAUCCACGAGCUCGGGCUCAGGGUCUCCAGCGCAGAAGGACUCGUUGCCGCGUCCAACAGUGAGCACGGGCGACAGGAAGAGCGGCCUUGCUGAAAGACGUGGAGCGGUGCCGAAACCCUUGAGCCCAACCAGCCCGGCCGAGGACGAGGAGGGCGGCCUCUUCGCCAAGCCCCUGAGGAACCCCGUGGCGCCUGCGCCCAAGAUAUCCAACGCCUACCAGCAGAAGCCUUACUACCCCCCUCCCGGUCAAAAUCAGGGAGUAAAUAUCGGCCGCUAUGAUUCAACUGCGUCAAACUCGACCACCCGGGCUAGCCGUGGGUCGCCGCCGCCGCCCGAGACACCCAUCGUCGAGCCGGGCGCCAUUCCCGGAGGAGGCAUCGAAGCGCGGUAUGCGGCGACUGGUAUCUCGGGCACGGCGACUCUCAACAGCCUCCAGGUCCCGAGUGCCGCCGCCCAAUCGCGACUAGCACAGUACGGUAACCAGGCGCCUCCGGCCCAACCCCAGCAGCAGCAGCGUCCAUGGACACCCACUGAGGCACCGGGCCAGCAGCCAUUCGGGCCCCCUACUGUGUACCAGGGCGCCGACGUGGUAUCGAAUCCGUCACCUCCACAGCAGACACCGGCUUUCAACCUUCCUCAGAACCCCACCCCAGCUACACAAGUGCCAGCAGGAGCCAACCUGCAGGUGAGCGUGCUGGAGCAGGACUUCGCGCGCAUGCAGGCCUCCACACCUCCGCCGGCUUACACCAGCGUCAACCCAAGCGCGAGUUCGCAGUACCCGGCUGAGAAGCAACGACCGGCACAAGCGAGCUCGAGCUCUGCGAACGGCGCUCCUGCCGUGCCUUCGGCUUCUGCCAACUCCAACGCUCGGCCGGGUUCCGGUCCUUCCACUGUUGCCUCUCCGACACCUCAGAAACAGAACCCAGCCACCACCGCUGCUGCAACCAUUCCUGCACAUGUUGCGGGCCAUCCUGCCUUUGCCAACGAGAGCAACUUAAACCCAGCGGCGGCUCAGAACGGGCAGCCGGCGCUGACACAUACUCCUUCGCUCAUGGCCGCCGCCCAGUCGCCGCCGCCGCUCCCCGAGGGCUGGAUUGCACACCUCGACCAGAACUCGGGGCAAGGACCCACCCCUCUAAACCACCACGAUGUUGCCCCCUUAUCGCCCACAGCGUCGACCUACGGCAAUCCCCUGGGCUCGCCACUUCUGGGCGGAGGAAAGGCAGGUCUUGCCUCGCCCAUGUUCCACCCACAGGGCCAUCCAGGCUAUGCCGAGAGCAUCAUGAGCGUCACGACGUCUGUGGCCCCCACGACGGGCUUCACCGGCCCGCCUCCCUCUGCGGGUGUUGAUGUGUACAAGGUCAUGCCCACCAACGGUGUGUACUUUGGGCCGUACCUGCGCUAUGUGAACAUGGACCUGGAACGGGGCAUCUGGCUGGGCAGCAUCAUGCUGGUUACUGACGCGCCGCAACCUCCGACCAUCCACAUCCACUUGAGCGUCGACCUGUCUCCCAACCCGCGCCAGCUCAUCCCGCAGAACAUCUACACGCACCAGAGGUGGGUCUUCUACAAGUACGAUGUAGACCUCCAGAUGUCGGACCACGGCACGGAGCGGUGGACGUACGCCGUGACAUCGCACCUCGGGUGCACGCGCUACGAGUUUGUCGUGGCCGGCCGCUACGAGACGGGCUGGCGCAUGAUUGCGCACUCGGGCAACGACUUCGCGCCGUCGACGAACCAGAACGAGCGGGCCAAGCUCGGAGGCGUCGGGUUCAUGUGGAAGGACAUCCUGCAGAAGAACGUCGACUGCGGCGGCUUCCACGUCCAGCUGGGCCUCGGCGCCCAGAUCUAUGGCGAUCGGUUGUGGAAGGAGGUUCCGCUGCUCAGGCAGUGGCUGUCGAUGCAGGGCAGGGAGAACCGCAAGAAUGCCCCCUGGACCGCGAGGCAUCAGGAGGACGUGUUGCACGCGUACUUCCACUACUACACCAGCCACUUCGACCAGCCGUUCAUGCGGGAGGCGUUUGCGCAGAUCCCGCACGUCUUGCAGAUUGACGACCAUGAUAUCUUCGACGGCUUCGGCUCCUACCCCGACUACAUGCAGUCGUCGGCCGUCUUCAAGGGCAUCGGCCGCAUCGCCAUCGAAAUGUACCUGCUCUUCCAGCACCACACGACGGUAGAGAUCCUGCGCAACGUCAGCUCUGACAUGGACCUAUUCACUAUCACCGGUGCCGGGUGGCACUUCAUCAAGUAUCUCGGCCCCGCCGUCGUCGUUGUCGGCCCAGACUGCCGGUCAGAGCGCACGCAUAACCGGGUCAUGGCCGGCCCGACGUACCAGGGCAUCUUCCCCAAGGUCGCGACGCUGCCGCCGAGCGUGCAGCACUGCAUUUGGAUGAUCUCGGUGCCCGUCGUGUAUCCGCGCCUGGAGACGGUCGAGACGCUGGCCAACACGUUCGCCACGGGCAAGAAGGCGGUCAACACGACGUACAACAUCCUCGGCAAGGUCACCAGCUCGGUGGCAGGUGUGGUGGGCGGCAAGGAGGUGGUGGCGCAGGGCUUCAAGGAGGUCAAGAAGGCCGUGGGCAAGUCCGGGCUGAUGGGCAACGUUCUCAACCAGUUCGGCGAGAUAGACAUCGGCGAGGAGCUCAAAGACCUGUGGACGCACGAGUCUAAGGACCUGGAGAGGACAUACCUAAUCCGCACGCUGCAGGGCAUCGCUCAGCAAAAGGGCAUCCGGAUGACCUUCCUAUCUGGCGACGUAAACUGCUGCGGCGCAGGUCUCGUCCACGACCCCUCCCAUCCGUCCGACCACAAGACCAUGUACCAGAUCAUCGCCUCGCCCGUCGUGGCCGCACCGUGCGGUAGCUACCUGCUCAAGAUGCUGCACAACAACAAGCUCCUCUACGUGCCACAGAACGGCCACAAGUCGACCCACGAGGUGUCCGACACCAAGGAGGACAUGAUGGAGAUCUUCCACACCGACGCGACGGGCGCGGCGCGCGAGCACAAGAAGCUCAUGGCCCGCCGCAACUACGUCGCCAUUGUCGCGUACGACCCGGACGCCAUUGCGAAUGGAGCAGGUGUUCCUCAGGCUGCUCAGCAGGUUCAGGGGUAUGCGGCGAGCGUGGCGAGCGGGAAUUCGGGCGGCUUGAGCAAGCUAAGCUUGGCGGUGGACUUUGUCGUGCAGGGCGACGGGGCAUACCAGGCUACGACCAAGUACGGCCCGGUGAUCGUGCCACAUCUGGAGUUUGGGCAUUGA